AUGAAUAAUUUUUCUAUUCGAUUGAUCGAUUUGCCAGACGAAUUAAUUUUGAUUAUAUUUAAGAAACUGAACAAUGUUGAAUUACUUUACUCAUUAAUGAAUAUCGACAGACAACUCGAUAGAAUUUUGUAUGAUUCAAUAUUUACCGAUUGUUUAACAUUAACAAGAAGUUCAUUUAAUGGCCAUAUCAAUUCAUUAGACAAUCAAAUAUUGGAUCGACUGUGUCGAGACAUAUUACCUAAAAUUCAUCAUAAAAUCCAAUGUCUAACUGUUGAAUCAUUAUCUAUGGAACGUAUUCUUCUUAUUGGUGAUUAUCCCACCUUACAUAAACUUUGUCUAGCCAGUAUGGAAGAGGAGAAACUCCGACAUCUAUUUAAUGAGGAAAAUUCAUUACUCAAAAAAUUUCAACAUCUUUCAACAUUUCAUUUUUCUGUUUUUAAUAAAUCAGUACGUGUUAGCUAUGAUUUGACACGUUUUGUCUUUAAAAAUAUGUUUAAAACAUUUCCUCGAUUAAUUAAUUUGCAAUUUCAUCAAUUAUUCAAUAAUGAUUGUUUCGAACUAUCAUUUGGUAAAGAAAUUUCAAUAUUUUCUUCUUGUUUUCUACUGGAAUUGCAUAUAACUGUGUGCACAUCGACCGAUUUUCUAUGUUUACUUGAUGGACGUUUCAAUGCACUUCGUCAUUUUUAUGUAUAUGUUCGACAUUUUUUUCUUCCGUCUCCUGACGUUGACAUGAAAAAAAAGCUUAAUAAAAUGAAACGUUUUUCAUUGACCAGUAAUAAUAGCACAUUCUUUUAUAAUCAAACAAUUUUACCACUUCUGCAUCGAAUGUCAAAUUUGAAAAUGCUUACUUUAAAUAUAAUAAUUGAGGAGAAAAAAUUUGUUGAUGGAAAUUGUUUGAAUAAUGAUAUUAUUAAUCAUUUGCCAAAAUUAAAUCAUUUCAUAUUCAAUAUUCAAUCAAGAAUAUAUGAUUAUAAUCAAACUGAUAUUCGAUCAAAUGAAGAUAUUCAAAAUACAUUUAAAAGUUUUCAAAAUCAUAAAAUAAAUUCUUAUGUUGAUUAUUUUCCAGAAGAAAACUUCGGUCAAUGUCAUUAUUAUUCGUAUCCAUAUACGAUGAAAAAUUAUGGCAAUAUAAGCAAUCAUUUUUCAGACGGUUUAUUCACAUGUGUCACUAAAAUAUCAUUAUUUGACGAGCGUCCUUUUCAACAUGAAUUUUUUCUUAAAAUUUCUCAAUCAUUUCCAUUCCUUGAAGAACUAACUAUUAACAAUCUUCAAUCACAAAAUAAAAAAUCUGAUGAUGACAAUAACGAACAUCUACCAAUAAUUAAAUAUCCUCAUCUGACAAAAUUAUAUCUUAUUAAUGCUCAUGAUGAUUAUAUUGAACAAUUCCUUUUACAUUCAAAAUCGGUUUUAACAAAUUAUAUUUCUUUAUCGGUUAGAUAUUAUACUCUUUAUACAGUAACUAAUGAUUUCACAAGAGAAGAAACUAAAAUUAAUUCAGCGAAAAUUAAACAUUUUUUUCUAGCUGGUCGAACCAUUUUUUCAAAAGACUUUCGUGAAUAUUUUCCUAAUUUAAAAUGUAAUUAUUAUUAA
Messenger RNA from Rotaria socialis, 1590 nucleotides. Lineage: Eukaryota; Metazoa; Rotifera; Eurotatoria; Philodinida; Philodinidae. The record is from the annotation of a GenBank genome assembly.